Messenger RNA from Staurois parvus, 405 nucleotides. The record is from the annotation of a GenBank genome assembly. Lineage: Eukaryota; Metazoa; Chordata; Amphibia; Anura; Ranidae.
UGUCCCUCCUGCACUGUGCCCUGCAAUGUCCUCCAGCUGAUGCAUCUGGCAUCUGUCCUCCGGGUUCCAUUCCCUGCGAUGUCAGGAUGUACAGGGACAGAACUGGCGGGAAAUUUAAAAAUGUCAAAAAGUGUCAUUCACUUAAAAUCACUAAAAUCACAUAGUAAAACAUUACUGUAUCAAACCAUUUCACAUACAUAUUGUCCCUAGUGCUUUGUCCUGUGCCCUGCCUGCAUUUUUACUGUUCUUUCUGCCUGGAAACUGAGAAACGUCCAUGGUGUCCAAAAAGUGUCCCUUUAGGUCAAAAUCGGUUUUAGACCAGCUAGAGAACAGUGAUAGUAAAUUAGAACCACUUGCAGAAUUGAGUGAUAAUGAUUCGUGGGGAAAUUCGUCAUCAGACACUGA